Messenger RNA from Rhopilema esculentum, 3763 nucleotides. Lineage: Eukaryota; Metazoa; Cnidaria; Scyphozoa; Rhizostomeae; Rhizostomatidae. The record is from RefSeq and is a predicted model, not a curated record.
UAAACCCCCCGUUGUUAAUGAAAACCGACAUAGCUUGCAAGUUCACGAUCGCCGUAAUGCCAAUAUGAAGGAACUUUCUGCCAGUGACCGCGAAGUUUGAGACCAGUGAUUGUUUAAAGAUUUAACAAUCAUUUACCGUUUUUUGCAAUGUUCAAUUUCCAAGAUGAUCGACGAUUCUGGAAGGCAGCUGGUCGACAGGCUAAAAUUUUUGAUCAAAUGUAACUUGGUCUUCGUUAGGCCUUCUCAUGGAAAACAACAUGGAGAUAAUUCUAUGGAGGGAUAUCUUGAUCACUUUUGCGCUUUGGAUUUCUGCUAGAAUGGUUUCGGGGAGGGAAAAAUUUACAGUCAAAUGUGUGGGUAAACCAGCAAACUCACACUUGUGGAGACUGAAUCAAAAUCCACCAUCUUACCUAUUUGGAACAAUACACUACCCAUGGGAUGUGCUGUGGAAAAACCCUAAUCACAUACACAAAAAUGUAAAGUAUGCAUUCAGAAAAAGCCAAAGCAUUUAUACAGAACUGGAUUUUAGCAAUGUCACAACUCUUAAAGGUUUGCAGAAGUGUCGAUUUCUUCCAGGAAACUUGACUUUGAAAAAUAUCUUGCCACAAAGCCUUCUGACACGCUUGAGAAAACAUCUUGAACAUGUGAGGAGAUCAUUUGAGAGUUGGCUACCCAAAAACUUCAAUACAGCUUAUCCAAGAGCUUUAGCUGCAGACUAUUUGUACAGUGUAAUUACUCAGAACUGGAAGAGAAAAAGACCUGUUUGGCUAGUGGUUUUAAUUAUGCUCGAACUGACACCCUCAAACAUCAAGAGGCAGCAAAUGGAUAUCUUAGAUUUGUUUUUGACAAAACGGGCAAAACAGCAAGGGAACAGUAUUGGAGGUUUGGAAACAGCAGAAGACCAAUGUGAUCCAUUCAACAGCAUUAAUAACAGACAGGCCAUCUUCUUGCUGAACUAUACGCUUCACCUGCAAGAACUUAUUCGCAGUGGGAAGAUGAAACCUGAGCACGAAAGCGAGCAAAACAAGAUCUUAAAGGUUUAUUUAUGUGGAAAUCUAGAGAAAGGUAUCAUCACUGGUUCGCGUCGACUUCUUGUUAAUAGCAAUGCGAGACACCAUGUUCCAGCAAGCCAAGUAAACAAAAUCAUCCAAAUAGAAGAAUACCUCAUGAAGAAGUUGGUUUAUAAGAGAAACGUGAAGAUGGCAAGAAGGAUUGAUGAAAUUUUGAGAGCAAACAAAUCAGUGACAUUUUUCUUUGCCAUUGGCACAGGUCAUCUGUCUGGAAAGUCUUCAGUAGUUGAGUUAUUAAAAGAAAAAGGCCACAAAAUAGACCACAUUAAACCACUCGAUAUGCUAGCAGGGCAACGCAGGUGGGAGAAAAGGCGAGAGCGACGAAGGGCUAACAGGAGACGUGGGCAGGAAAAGGAGACUUUAAGCUUUAAUUUCCAUCGUACUGCAAAGCCCAGAGUGACGACAACAAUCAGAACAACAGUUGCUGUACGGAAAGACAGAAACAAAUUUGGUGAUGGCACAGUGGAUAUGUCUCCAACAAAUUCUACGGAUAAUGUUUCAACAGAGAACGACAAACAACCAUAUGUCUACUACUACACAAAUUCAAACUCAAAAGUUGCUGAUGAUGUUAGCAUUAUGAUGGUAUGCUUGUACUUGAUUUACAUCUUGCGACAGGUAGUGACGUAGAAAGCGAGGUAUCUAACCCACACGGGUAUGUUCUUCGUGUUUCCACUGCGAGACUACGGCCUGUUAUUGAUGAAAGAGAGGCCUAUACUCCAAUCAGUUGCCAAAGCGAAUUCUAUCAAAUGCCAGAAUGAUGUGAAAAAGUCAGAAGGUGUUGCAGAUUUAAACAUAAGUACAGAGAAGCGAAACUGAAAGAUGUGCUACGCCUACCGAUUUGUGUAUCAUUUGUACUUGUGAUGUGAAAUAACAACAGGCACUCAGAAAAAUGUAAUGCUAAGCACUCAGAAGUUAAUAUGGAAACAGCAGCUACAAGAAACAGCUAAAUAAUUUAUAUAUCCCACAAUUUUUAUCCACAAAAUUGCUCCUUUUCACAAAGAUAUUGAUAGUUGCAACGAAAACAUUCGUUACUAGGAGCGACAAUUUGUCUAUAAUGUAUUUAAUUUUUUAAACGUUUUUUUUUUAAACCUGUGGUUUUAGAAUCUCGUUGUAAUAUAAUGCCACGAAGGAAUUCAGAUGGGUAUGGCUUUUUAGCUAGAUGCCAGGGCUUUGAGAGGCAUUAAGCACAUGGUCCCAUGUUUCAGAAAGGUUUAUUGGUUUUUUAAACACUCCUAUGCAAAUCCCAUUUCAACCCCAAGGUAAAGUUGACCCUGGCCUGUGAAGGGAAUCACAUCGAGUGCCGAUCCUACUGUAUGCCCCAACAACCCUACCCCAACUCCAAAUUUUGCUUGUCAGAACUUGAUUGCCCCCAUAUCCCAAUAGACCUAAACUUUGUCUUGUUAACUGGUUCGUGAUCUCUAGAUCCUAGAUAUUCCAUAAAUCUAAGCGCGGUAGUGAGCACAAGUUCGCUAUAACUAAAUUGUUGGCGUUAAUUAGCUUUUUAGCUAUAUGUAUUUUUUUGUUCUUUCUUGCCAACGUUAAAGGAAUUGUUAAUAAUAGCAAAAGCAAACUUUCGGAUUCUUUAGUGAUAUAUUUUCUUCUAACUAUGCUAUUCAAUGAAUUUUAACGAUUGGCUUCAGCAAGAUACUCAAAGGGGCCUAUCAAAAUCGAACAAGCAAGUUAGCUAUGAGUAUUUUUCUUAACGUUGGUACCGCACGUACAGGCCUUGCACGUAUGCGAACUUCGAGAACCGCUCCAAUUUACGUCUCCUUAUCAACUGAUACAAAUAUGUUCAGUUAUAGGCAGCCUCUCACUACCAAACAGUUUGAAACGGGGAUAUUUUAUUAAAUUCUUUAUUAAACUGUUGUAAUGCAUCUAGUCUUCAAUUGCCAUGAUUAGAGCGAGAGUGGUAGCACAGAGCUCACGAGCUCUCUUUUUAACUGGCUGUUAUUUGCAGUUUCUGUCCAGUUUCUCAAUUCGUUUAUAAAUAUAAGUGUCCAUCAAAACGAGAUCUGAGUAAAAAACUCUCCCUGCGAAUAUAUUUAAAGUUUCAUAAAUUUAAAGGCUCAUAAUUCCAGUGAAUGGGAAAAGUCUCUUCUCAUCAAAUUGAUCUUUUGGAAUUUAACACUUGUAAACUGAGUCGCUUUUGGGCGUUAAUGUUCAUUUGUGUUUUAUUUAAGCUGUUUAGCCACUUCAGUCUUGGUAUGGAUCGAUUUCAAGUCAUACCAAGCAGGUAAUUAGGUUCGAAAGACUUAUAUUUUAAAGAAUACUGUCGCGUUAUAUCUUCAGUGGGUUGUCAAAAUGGGCCUAGGUGUGCCAGUCCAGUAGACUGGCCGGGAUGAGCGUCUAAUACCGUAUUUAUGCAGUAUUAGUUUGUUUAAAGUUUGGUUUCCCAAAUCACAUUUGGGUUUUAGGGUCUGAGAAUAUCUGAGACAACAUUAGCAUCACUGAUAAAUAAUAUGUAACUAGAUGUGCAGUUUUUAUAACAUCUAUUUUCGUAUGAGCAAGCAUGCUUUUUAACAUCUAAACUUUGCAGAAUCUUUUGAGGAAUCAAGUCAGUCGAACGAUGUAUCGUAUCUGUUGAAUAUAUUUUUAUCAUGAGUAAUUUGUAUUCGAAUUUUUAUAUGUAUAUAUUUUUAUUCAGUGUUGUUAUGUAUAUAACAAGAUUUAAUCGGCAAAUGAAAUCAAAAUGC